Molecule: messenger RNA, 1290 nt
Organism: Gallus gallus (chicken)
Lineage: Eukaryota; Metazoa; Chordata; Aves; Galliformes; Phasianidae
Gene: TMIGD1
Product: transmembrane and immunoglobulin domain containing 1
Exons: 7
Coding region: 119-889 (256 amino acids)
Biological process (GO): cell recognition; detection of stimulus; susceptibility to natural killer cell mediated cytotoxicity
Cellular component (GO): synapse; plasma membrane; neuron projection
Molecular function (GO): signaling receptor binding
Source: RefSeq, a predicted model, not a curated record
UUCUUUUCAGAAGCCAUCUCUCUGAGACUCUUCCCAAGUGACACCGAGUGCUCCCAACAGCUGCAGCCAGCGCAGCGACCCUGCCUCUCUUUGGCAGGCACCAGCCGGGCUCCCCCUGAUGGCACAGAGAAGCAGACUCACAGCCUCCUGCCGAGCGCACGUCCUCGUGCUUUGCUUUUUGGCACAUGUAGCCACAGGUGUGGAACUGUCUGUAAAUAACCACAAUGAUGAUUUCACCCUGACCAUAUCGUCCGGGUCCCUCGCCUCCCUGUCCUGCCUUGCACAGAACAGCAGCCAAGCCGAGGAGCUGCUCUGGUACAGAGGAGAUGGCCGUGUGGAUCUGAAAGAUGAGAAUAAAGUGAACAUCAGCAACAUCUGCAUCUCUCCAGUCUCUGAGUCUGACAACGGCGUUGCCUUCACGUGCAGGCUGCUACGGGACCAGUCUGUGCAGGUCUCGGUGGUCCUGGAUGUCCGCUUUCCUCCCUCUGCGGGCGAAGACGAAUCCAUCUAUAUUGAAGAAGGCAAAGAUGUCACUCUGACCUGCAAUGCCAAGUCCAACCCUCAAGGCCAAACAACAUGGUACAAGAACAACACCAUCCUGACCCUACACGACCACUACCAGGUAUACCAGAACAGUGAGACCUUCCAGCUCUCUAUCAGGAAAGUACAGAAGUCUGACAACGGGACCUACACCUGUGAGGUGAAAUCUUCUUGUGGAGACAGCAGUAAGGAUUUCCACCUGAUAGUUGAAGAUAAAAAACCUGUCUUCCCCACGGAGGCUGUUAUUGCUGCUGUUGUGGUGGUUGUACUCACCGGGCUUUUUGGAAUUGUGGCUCAGAAAGAAAAAAUAUUUAAGUGCUUCAAAAAACCAAGUCAAACAGCCCUGUAAAGACGGCACAGAAACUGUGCAUACCCAGAAAGCACCAUUUCAAGUGGUGGCACACCUGCACGAGAUGAUAUUAGGCACCGAAACACAGCUCUGGACACAAGCUUAGGAAGUCUUUCUGAACACACAAGCAUCGUUUCACAGCUGCUGAUUGUAACUCACUGCUCAGAACGCUGCCACGGGGCAGGAGGCUGAGAGACCCCACCUCAUCCCCUGUGCCUCUCCCACAGAGGCAGCCCUGAGCUCAGGGCGUCGUGAGGGGAAUGGCGCUGUGGCGGUGUUGGGGAGGGGAGGGCACCCAGCCGGCCUGCCCCUCACCAACCGUCCCUCGGGAUCCUCUCAGCACCUCAUCACACCUCAGCAUUGCACCUUACCGCCAAUAAACGAACUGUGCUGUACGUUAA